Phalacrocorax carbo (great cormorant) is the source of this 3665-nucleotide messenger RNA. Lineage: Eukaryota; Metazoa; Chordata; Aves; Suliformes; Phalacrocoracidae. The record is from RefSeq and is a predicted model, not a curated record.
GCCCGCCGGGGCCGGCCCAGCCGAGCCCAGCCGAGGGGAGGGGGCUGCGGGCGCUUCCUGCCGCCGCCCCCGCCGGGGCAGAGCGGAGGCUAGCGGGGCGGGAGCUUAAGCUCAGCUCAGCUCGGCCCGGCCCGGCCCAGCCGAGCGGCGCUUCCCCGGGGCUAGCGAAACUUCCGAGGGGGUGGAGGAGGCUGCGAGACCUACACGUAUACUUUUUUUUUUUUUUUAAAUAUUUCGACACUUUCGGCGGGGACCCCGCAGCGGAGCCGCCCUCUCCGAGCCUGCAGCGGCCGGGAGGGGCCGGUGCCCGCAGCGCCGCCGGUCCCCGGGGAUGGGCUCCGGCGGGGCGCCCGCCGCCUAGCCCGGCCCGGCCCGGCCCAGUACAUCCCGCUGGGGGCAGCGGGGCCGUGCCGCCCAGCAUGGCCGCGGAGCUCAGCGCCGAGGAGGAACAGGAUCGGGGCCAGAAAUGACGAUGAGACCCGCUGGAGCGUACGUGGCGGGGCAGAGCUACGGCUGGUAUUGAUACUCAGCUCAGUAACUCCUGGCUCGCCUGCUGUUGAAUGUCAGCACUGGCAACCAAGCAGUUCCUAGAGGAGAUUAACAAGUGGACGGGCCAGUACAAUGUGUCCCCGCUCUCCUGGAAUGUGGCCGUCAAGUUCCUCAUGGCCCGCAAGUUCGAUGUCCUGCGGGCCAUCGAGCUCUUUCACUCCUACCGGGAGACACGGCUGAAGGAGGGCAUCGUGAAGCUGAAGCCGCAUGAAGAGCCGCUGCGCUCGGAGCUGCUCAGCGGCAAGUUCACCAUUCUGAGCGUGCGGGACCCCUCGGGAGCCUCCAUCGCCCUCUUCACGGCCAAGCUGCAUCACCCCAGCAAGAGUGUGCAGCACGUGGUGCUCCAGGCUCUCUUCUAUCUGCUGGACCGAGCAGUGGAGAGCUUUGAAACCCAGAGGAAUGGGCUGGUGUUCAUCUAUGAUAUGGCGGGUUCGCAGUACACCAACUUCGAGCUGGACCUCAGCAAGAAGAUCCUCAACCUCCUGAAGGGUGCCUUCCCGGCUCGGCUCAAGAAGGUUUUCAUCGUUGGAGCGCCCAUGUGGUUUCGCGUGCCCUACUCCAUCAUCAGCCUGCUGCUGAAGGAGAAGCUGCGGGAGCGGGUGCAGAUGGUGAAGAUGGCAGAGCUGAAGGAGCACCUGCCCCGGGAGUGCCUCCCUGAGUAUCUUGGGGGGUCCCUCAAACUGGACCCUCUGAGCUGGAACUGUCGGUUCCUGCCUCAGCAGAAUGGGCACCCUGACCCCCUGGAUGAGCUUAUCCUGGUGCCGCUGGUGGCCCCCAAAGAUAACGGCUCUGUCCAUGUCCCCGGGCCCAAGUCCGUCACCCUCCAGGAGCUGCUGGAUCACGUCAGCCACAAGCAGAAACGGGGCAUCUACGAAGAGUACGAAGAUAUUCGACGUAGGAGCCCGGCCGGUACCUUCGUCUGCUCUUUGGCACCCUACAACCAGGAGAAGAACCGGUACGGGGAUGUGCCCUGCCUGGACCAAACCCGUGUCAAGCUGGCGAAGCCAUACAGCCGUCCGGAGCUGACCGACUACAUCAAUGCAAGCUUCAUGGAUGGCUAUAAGCAGCGGAAUGCUUACAUCGGGACUCAGGGGCCUCUGGAAAACACCUAUGGUGACUUCUGGCGCAUGGUGUGGGAGCAAAACGUCCUGGUGAUCGUGAUGACAACCCGGCUAGAGGAGGGAGGCAGAAGAAAGUGUGGCCAGUACUGGCCCCUGGAGAAGGAUUUCCAGAUGUGCUUCGGGGCCCUGACCAUCACCAACCUGGGUGUGGAGAACCUCAACCAUUACAAGAAAACAAUCCUGGAGAUCCACAGCUCGGAGACCAGGGAGCGGCGGCUGGUGUCCCACUUCCAGUACCUGAGCUGGCCAGAUUAUGGUGUCCCCUCCUCUGCAGCCACUCUCAUCGACUUUCUGGGGGCUGUGAAGCAGCAGCAGAGGGUGGCGGUCAGCGCCCUGGGACCUCGCUUCAAGGGUCACCCCAGGGGACCCCCGGUCGUGGUGCACUGCAGUGCUGGCAUCGGCAGGACAGGUACCUUCUGCGCAUUGGACAUCUGCCUGUCCCAGCUGCAGGACGUGGGCACGCUGAACAUCUACCAGACGGUGCUACGCAUGCGGACCCAGCGCGCCUUCAGCAUCCAGACCCCUGAGCAGUAUUAUUUCUGUUACACCGCCGUCCUCGAGCACGCCCAGCGCGAGGGCCUGCUGCUCACCAACCACAGCCGGGCUGGCUCCGAGAAGAGCUCACCAGGACACUGAGACCUGCCACCUCCCCGCAGAACCCCCCGUGUCUCUUCCCAUCAUCCUGGGGCUGCCAGAGCUGCUGCCUCUGGGACUCAGCAGAGCUGUCGGGGCAGAAGCACCAGAGCGGUGGAGGUGGCUGCCUGUCCUCAACUAUUAGCGCUGCUAUCGAACUGUGCCUUAUUCAAACCAAAUGGUGGCUGCUGCUCGCCAGGGGGGCAAAGGAUGGCACAGGAAGAGGCUCUCACUCCUCACCGCGGUAUUUCUCUUGGGGGGGUUUGGUUGUCUGGGGAGGUGGUUUUUCUUCAAGGGUUGUGGUUUUUUUUUUGUUGGGACCAUCUAAAAACGUAUCUAGAGAAGGGGCUUUGCAAAGCCCUAGGAAAUGUAUUUUCAGUCCUGUCUCUGGCCUGGGGCUUAGGAAGAGGCGCCUACUUCAGUCAUACUUGCCACUAAGUCUGUGUGUCCGUAUGUAUGUGUGUAUAUAAUAUAUCCACGCUGUGCCCGAACCCAGCUGUCAUGUAGAUACAUAUGUACAAGCACCUGUGUUAGCAGCUCCUGUGGGUCCCCGCUGUCCUGCUGUCUCACUGCUGUGAUCCCUGGAGCGGUGAGUUUGGUCCUGGCUCUGUCUUGUCUUUCCUCCUUCUCCACUUUUUUUCACCCUUUCCUGCCCCCGCUGCUCCUUGUGGGCAGCAUCAGGACCUGGUACCUGCUCCCAUGCCUGUCCCAUGGGAGGCGUGGGGAUGCUCAGCAGCAUCCCCCACUUCCUUGUCUUUUCUUCCCCGUCCCCCUUUCCUGCUGGGAGAGGGCAGCUCUGCUCCUGGAAGGAGGAUCUGGAGGACUUUGGGAGGGAUGAGAAGCUGGCUGGCAUCCCCUGUCCCACUAGGUACGAGAUGAUGGGGACUGACUGGCUCUCUGGGUUGCCCAGCUUUCCCAAGCUGGCAGUGGAAACGCGCAGGCCCGGCCCUGCGGUGAGUCACGGGCUGGAAAAGCGCUGAGCAAAAAAAGCCAAAACCCUUGAGGAGUCAGGGAGCCGAGCUCUGGGGCAGCAGCACCCACCGGGCACGGCUGCCCCAGCCCCUCCAUGCUGCCCCGGGAGUGGGACCAGCAGCGCCUGGGCCCCAGUAACUUUAUACUGUAAUAAGCUCGUUGAAUGUGUAUAUUCUUAUUUUUUUAUAAUCUGGGGGGGAUGGGGUGGUGUGGUUUUUGUUUUAUUUGUUUGGGUUUUUUAUUUAACAUUGAUUUGAUCCAAGCCAGAGCCAGAAGUAUUUGUAAAUGUUCCUAUUUUGUUCUCAUCCAGAGAAACAUUUUUGUUGUCGUUAAUUUUUGGGUUUUGUUUUCAUUUGUAUCAACAUACAAAUACACUACCAGUGACCAGUC